AUGUCAUGUUCAAGAAAAACCCUUCACCACCAUCCUUUUAAUUUAUGGAAGUUCCUAGUGUCCCCCACAAUCAAAGCCGUAGAUGUCUUUUCUCUCACCAUUAAAUCCACUCUGGCUCUUUGCUCCGUCGCUUCCAUCUCUCUCAUCCUCUGCUUUGCUUUCUCAAAUUACUCCCAUUUCCCCCUACCCCAUAUUAACACAGUCACCAACUUUAACCAAAACGGCAGCUUCUCAAUCGAAGGUCACGAACAGACAAAUAUAUCCCACAUUUUGUUUGGCAUCGGAGGCUCGGUGAAGUCAUGGAACAAACGCCGACACUACAGCCAGCUGUGGUGGAAGCCUAGCGUCACCCGCGGGUUCGUCUGGCUUGACGAAAAACCCUUCCCCAACAUGACGUGGCCAGAGACGGUCCCGCCGUACAAAGUCUCCGAGGACACGUCACGGUUCAAAUACUCCUGCUGGUACGGUUCCCGGUCCGCGGUUCGCAUAGCCAGAAUUGUAAAGGAAAGCUUUGAGUUGGGGUUGCCAAACGUGAGGUGGUUCGUUAUGGGAGAUGAUGAUACGGUGUUUUUCACUGACAACUUAGUUUCGGUGUUAGUGAAAUACGAUCACAAUCAGAUGUACUAUAUUGGCGGGAACUCGGAGAGCGUGGAACAAGAUGUGACACACUCGUACACCAUGGCCUACGGCGGAGGCGGGUUUGCUAUUAGUUACCCAUUGGCUGCUGAGCUUGUUAAGAUCUUAGAUGGGUGCAUCGAUCGGUAUGAUAAAUUCUACGGCUCAGAUCAAAGGAUUCAGGCUUGUUUGAGUGAGAUCGGAGUGCCCGUAACAAAAGAACUCGGGUUCCACCAGCUCGAUAUACGUGGAAGCCCGUACGGUUUGCUAGCGGCGCACCCAGCGGCCCCACUAGUGUCACUCCACCAUUUGGACUAUCUGGAUUCAAUAUUUCCAAACCUAACUCGGAUUGACUCGGUGGAAAAGUUGGUCAGCGGGUAUGAAGUGGAUCCUGGUCGGAUCCUGCAACAUAGUUUUUGUUAUGACUUGAAUCGUAAAUGGUCUGUUUCGGUGUCAUGGGGUUACACUGUGCGGUUGUAUCCGUUUCUGGUGACUGCUAAGAAGUUAGAAACAGCGUUAGAGACGUUUCGGACGUGGAGGAGUUGGCAUACUGGUCCGUUCACAUUUAAUACCCAACCCGUCAGUUCAGACAAGCAUGAGAGACCCGUUGUUUUUAUGUUGGAUCGUGUUGAGAGCAUUGACGAGAGUAAGACUUUGACGGGUUACAAGAGAUACAAUAUAGGAAAAGAGGAAAAAGAUUGUCCUAAAUGUAACUACACUAGUGCUUUGACAGUUCAAUUUUUCAACGUCUCAGCUCCCAAAUUCAACCCGGACUUGUGGAAUAAGGCACCACGUAGACAAUGCUGCGAGAUCAUCAAUGGCACAGAUGGAGCUGACAACGUUGUACAUGUCCAAAUUAGAGGCUGCAAGCGCUUUGAGAGUGUCUCUCCUCGGUAG
Messenger RNA from Prunus armeniaca (apricot), 1512 nucleotides. The record is from the annotation of a GenBank genome assembly. Lineage: Eukaryota; Viridiplantae; Streptophyta; Magnoliopsida; Rosales; Rosaceae.